AGUUGAGUUGAUGAACCCUUAAACACGGUGAUGGAGGUCUAAUCAAGUACUUUAAUGGUACGAUACUAUUAUCAUAUCCCUAACCUCAAACGUAACGCAACGCCACGUGACGAUACAGGUCCGUACCAACUGUCAAAACAAUCUGUCCUUCACUUGUCCCACAAUCCGACAUCACAUCACAUCACUUCCCCUUCCAUACGCAAAAAACUGAGAAACAAAAAUAACCAAGUUUCCAACUUCAAAAAACCAAACCCAGAAGCCAAAGCAAAGCAAAGCACAACUUUUAACGUAUCAUCCAUCCCUUUCCUCCAAGCAAACCCAACCAGAAGCCAAGACAAACAAAACACUUGUUUCUUCUUUACACCAAAUAAAGAAGAAAAAGAACAAGGACAAGUUUGUGUUUCGGUUGGAUCAUGAUGGCAGGUGAAGGGGUUUCAAGAGAAACCCAAAUGUCUAUUCAAGCCUCUUCAAUGUUUCCAGGGUUUAGAUUUUCACCAACUGAUGUUGAGCUCAUUUCUUAUUACUUGAAAAAGAAACUGGAUGGUUAUGACAAAUGUGUUGAGGUCAUUCCUGAGAUUGAAAUUUGCAGAUAUGAGCCUUGGGACUUGCCAGUAAAGUCCAUCAUAAAGUCAGAUAAUGAAUGGUUCUUCUUUUGUGCUCGAGGAAGGAAGUACCCAAAUGGUUCACAAAGUAGACGGGCAACCGAACAGGGUUAUUGGAAAGCCACAGGGAAAGAACGUAAUGUGAAGUCCGGUUCGAAUGUGAUCGGCACGAAGAGGACUCUCGUCUUCCACACAGGUCGUGCUCCGAAAGGGGAAAGGACCGAAUGGAUCAUGCAUGAAUAUUGCAUGAAAGGAAAAUCCCAGGAUUCCCUAGUGGUAUGCCGUCUUAGGAAGAACAGCGAGUUUCGUCUGAAUAACAAUUCGAAUCGGGUUGCUCGGAAUCACAGGGAGUUGUCAAUCGUGCAUGACAGCAACCAUGCUACCUCAGAUGGUGGAACUGAUCUAACUGGCAUCUCUGAAGGAGACAAGGCAAUUGAAUUCUAUUCAAAGAAGGCUACUAGCAGUAACGAUUCUCAUUCUAUAGAGCAAAUCGAUUCGGCAUCCGAAUCCGAGCAAAAGCUUUCCAAUGAAGUUGCACCAACAGAGUCUUCUACACUUAAGAAGGAUUCUGAUGAUGAAGAAGAUUUCUUCGCUGAGAUACUGAAAGAUGAUAUAAUCAGGCUUGAUGAAGCUUCAUUGUCAGCCUCAACACCUGAGGUUUUGCCUAUGAUAGCCACCACUACCCACCGUGUAUCCCUUCUCCAGGGCGGAGCAAACCGGAGAAUCAGAUUGACAAGAACUAAAGCAGAUAUCAUCCAACAUGGCAUCGGUGGGAUCUCGACCAAGAAAUGGAAGUCGGAGGAACCACCAAAAUGUUUGCUAUCUGUAUUCUCACCGAGGACUGCCAUUUUAGUCAUCCUGAUAACUUUACUGGCUUUGUUGCUGCCAUGUUCUAACUUCAAAAGCAGCAAAGUAAUUCAAAUAUGAUGCAUUGUAGCAGCAGAAGUUAUGGGAAUGAAUAGCGUUCAUAGCUGAGGGCAUUUGAUUAUUUCAACAUUGAGUUCUUUAUCUGGGGGUGUAAAAGAAUCCAGUUUGGUUAGUUUAAAUGGUCAUGAAUAAUAUAAUUAUUUGUAUUCAAGUUGUUCUUCUUUCAUAUUUAGUCUAAAAGCUAGCCAACAUUUGUUUGUUUA
This is a messenger RNA of Gossypium raimondii (Peruvian cotton), 1732 nucleotides long. RefSeq names its product NAC domain-containing protein 89. Bases 414 to 1529 code for a protein of 371 amino acids. Gene Ontology annotation, biological process: regulation of DNA-templated transcription. The record is from RefSeq and is a predicted model, not a curated record. Gene Ontology annotation, molecular function: DNA binding. Lineage: Eukaryota; Viridiplantae; Streptophyta; Magnoliopsida; Malvales; Malvaceae. The transcript has 4 exons.